AUGCAGCCAACUCCUUUAAGGGGUAGAAAAAGUUUAUUCGAUUAUUUGCUCUAAAGACGCAGUUUGAGUUCUAUGUCCAAGUCAAAACGUCUUAGUGGAAUAUAUAUUGAAGGAAUUAGAGCUCCUCUUGAUUCAAGAAUUCAAAAAGCAAAACAACAUAAACUUUAAAUUAAAACUGAAUAUACAGAUUAUUUUGUUUUUGAGACUAAUGAAAAAACAAGCAUUCCUCUAACUAAAAUAAGUACAUAAAGAUAACCUGCUAUUUAUAAUUUACAAUUCGCAAUUAAUAAACGACAAACUAAAUUAUAAAUGAUUGAUAGAAAACCUUGCAAAUCGUUUUAUACCCUCUAGGUUUAUUCAAAAUCUUAGGACAAAUCUGAGGUUAGAUAAUUCAAGUGA
Paramecium pentaurelia is the source of this 399-nucleotide messenger RNA. NCBI's taxonomy places the organism in Eukaryota, Ciliophora, Oligohymenophorea, Peniculida, Parameciidae. The record is from the annotation of a GenBank genome assembly.